This is a messenger RNA of Strongyloides ratti, 1431 nucleotides long. Its product is annotated as Diphthamide biosynthesis protein 2. NCBI's taxonomy places the organism in Eukaryota, Metazoa, Nematoda, Chromadorea, Rhabditida, Strongyloididae. Gene Ontology annotation, biological process: protein histidyl modification to diphthamide. The transcript has 2 exons. The coding region runs from base 1 to 1431 and encodes 476 amino acids. The record is from RefSeq and is a predicted model, not a curated record. Gene Ontology annotation, molecular function: 2-(3-amino-3-carboxypropyl)histidine synthase activity.
AUGUCAGUUUUAAAUGAUCCUUCAGCUUUGAAACUUUAUUCUGAUGACAAUGUAAUUACUCAAGAUAUUUCACAUGGUACAGAAGAAAAUUUUCUCAAUAUUUUACAGAAUUUAUCAGAGGAUGAUCUUUAUAAAUUUUUUGAAAUUGAUAAAUGUAUUAAAUGGAUUGAUGAAAAUAAAUUUCAAAGGGUAGCUCUUCAAUUACCAGAUUCUUAUCUCAUUUAUGCAUAUUUUAUUGUACAAAAUAUUGAAAAAAAGUUAGAACAUGUAAAACUGUAUGUAUUAGCUGAUACUUCUUAUCGUAGUUGUUGUGUUGAUGAUAUUGCAGCUGAACAUGCAAAAUGUGAUUCAUUAAUUCAUUUUGGUGAAUCUUGUCUUACAUUAGCUUCAUGUAGAAUGCCUGUACUAUAUAUUUUAGGAAAUUUACCUAUAAAUAUAGAUUUAAUUAAAGAUUUUAUUUGUAAAAAUGAAAUUAAAGAAGAAAAUAUUGCCUUAGUAUAUGAUUCUUCAUACAAUAAACAUGGAGAGGAAUUAUUUAAUCUUCUUAAAGAAUUAUUAAGUGAUAAAAGAAUAUUUCAUUUUCCAAUUGAUACAAGUAAAGAGGGGAAACGUGUAAUUGGAAGAAGUGUUCCCAAAGAAUUUGAUGAAAAUUUAGAAAAUGUUUUAGUUUUUUUUGUUGGUUCUUGUGAUUCGCCAUUAAUAACAUUAUGGAUGAUGACAUUUAUCAAUAUAGUUCAAGGAAUUAUUUAUGAUCCUAUUUUAAAUAAAAUAGAAUACAAAGAUUCUUUUGCAUUUAGAUUAUUAAAAAAACGGUUAUUUCUUAUUGAAAAGAUUAAAGAUGCAGAAAGUAUUGGAUUAGUUAUUGGAACACUUGGAGUUAGUGGACAUAAUGAAGCUAUUCAAAGAGUGAGAGAGUUAUGUAAACUUAAUGGAAAGAAAUUAUAUGUUUUUUCGAUUGGAAAAUUAAAUGAAGCAAAGUUGGCUAAUUUUUCAAAUGAAAUUGAUGUUUUUAUAUUGUUAAGUUGCCCAUUUGGUGUAUUGUUGGAGACUCGUGAUUUUCAUAAACCUUUAGUUUGCCUAUUUGAAGCAGAAAUUGGUUUGAAUGGAGAUAAAAAGUGGUUUGCUGAAAAAGGAUGGACAAGUGAAUUUUUAAACUUUAUAGAUGAUAAAAUUAAAAGUUCAACCUGUGAAGAUGAUGUUGAUGUUAGUUUAGUUACUGGGCAAAUUCGUAGAACAAAUUUAAAUUCAUACAAAAAUGACAAAGAAAGUCAGGAAAUUCAGCUUUAUUCUGCAAAUAGUGUACUAUCUAAUAGAUCAUGGAAAGGACUAGAUCCAAGUAUUAAAGUUAAUGAUGAUGAUGAUUUAACAAUUAAAGAAGGAAUAAAAGGAAUUGGAGCUCAAUAUUUAUCAGAACCUUUUAAUAAAAAUUAA